Molecule: messenger RNA, 1256 nt
Organism: Rosa chinensis
Lineage: Eukaryota; Viridiplantae; Streptophyta; Magnoliopsida; Rosales; Rosaceae
Exons: 2
Coding region: 403-1221 (272 amino acids)
Biological process (GO): protein ubiquitination
Cellular component (GO): cytoplasm
Molecular function (GO): ubiquitin protein ligase activity
Source: RefSeq, a predicted model, not a curated record
AAGUAAAAAUUAAAAAGAUCCGAGUCAGAGAAUGACUAGGAAAACUGUAUCCUAGUUUUAUUAUUAUUCUUAACUGGGUGAAACGCCGUGUGUUUGGAAUUCUAUACAAAAACCCGAGAGCCCUUCUUCUCUGAGAGAAACACAGAAAACAAUACAGCACUUCCUGAACAGACGUCAUCAUUCCUCUCUCUCUCCCUCUCCCUCUGCUCUGAGAACAGAAGCAGAAUUAUUUCAGGCCUUGAAGAAUGUCUACCGAGAGACGUUUUUUCCGGAACACAGUGCACCAAUGCGAAAAUAGAGCCAGACACCCUGCAAUGCCAAGCAACAUGGACAUGAUGAUCCUGUUCAGGCACUACAAGGUUACUGCAAACCGCUGGCUUGAAGCUCCAGAACCCAUUGUUUAUGGCCCCCCCAACAGUCAUAAGCCGAGCACUGGGUUUUUUCCUUCUCUCUGAUGUCAAACGAUUCUCGGAAAGGCCAAGGUACUCGGAGUUCAUGGCUAAGAAACUCUCCAGUAUACGUGUCCCAGAAGAUGAGCAAGCAGCUGUUAUUGAAAAACUAUUUCGGGUGGUUGAAGUGGCUAUCCCCGAGAAUGCUAUUGUUGUGUCUGUGUUCGAUGUUACUCUCCGCUUCUUGGAUAGUACAAGUGAUCUUGGCCCUGAGGGUCUGAAUCUGAUCUUAUGGGGACCUACAGUAACUUUUCAGGAUGAUGAUCCAAUUAUCACUGAUAGGGAUCCGAUGGAAUCCAUGGAAGCAUAUGAGCCCAAGCUUAUUCCCGCAACUAAAUCAUUCAUUGAGGGCUUGGAGAAAGUGAGAUUUGAUAGUUUGGAAACUAGUAUUAGACAGAUGCCAUGUGCUAUUUGUUGGGAAUGCCUUUAUCACUUUGCUGUAGAACAAGGGACUGAUCAGCAGCUGAUAAUCAAUCGCUUGCCCUGCUCACAUCUUUAUCAUGGAGACUGUAUUAUCCAGUGGCUUGAGAGGAAUAACUUGUAUCCUAUGUGCCGAUACGCAAUGCCUACUGUGGAAGUGGAAGCGGGCGAACCAUCAAACCCUUCAAGGCGGCGGCAUUGGGAUUUGAUCAUGAUGUCUGCGGGUGGUAUACUAACUACGGCUACUUGCAUUGGUUUGCAGAUUAUUGAGGCAAAGUUCAAGAUGAAAAUAUCAGAUUAUCUUAUAUAUGUUGUGCCAUUGGUAGCCAUGUAUUCUUCAAAGCUUCUGUAAAUGUUCCACAGGAGGAGGUGCAUAUAGAACUGGAA